Linum tenue is the source of this 291-nucleotide messenger RNA. The record is from the annotation of a GenBank genome assembly. NCBI's taxonomy places the organism in Eukaryota, Viridiplantae, Streptophyta, Magnoliopsida, Malpighiales, Linaceae.
AUGAAUUGUGUGAACCAAAAGAUCAACAUUAUUAUUACAAGAAUCAUAAAUCCUUACAUGCACCUUAAUAUUCUUGCAGAAUUUAUAGCCGAACAAUUAAAAAAUAGAAUUUCAUUUCGCAAAGCAAGGAAAAAAGCUAUUGAAUUAACAGAACAGACAGAUACAAAAGGAAUUCAAGGUAGGGUCCCUUUACAAACCAUUCGAGCUAAUAUUGAUUAUUGUUCCUAUACAGUCAGAACUAUUUAUGGGGUAUUAGGUAAAUUUUUUUGGAUAUUUAUCGACGAGGACUAG